AUGGACAUUGAUGUAGCUAGCCAAGGGAGUUUUCUAAACCUGACCAUAGAGCAAGGAGAGCUACUGGUUGAGAACUUAGCCAAGAGUGAGGAAAGCUACAAUGAAAGCCAUGAUGUAACCCCCAAAGAAAGUUCAUAUGAAGACUCCACAUGGACAGCUUUGCAAGAUAAGUUGGAUAGACUAGAAAAGCUCCUAAGUGUGCAAAAUAGAGGAGUUUGUUUGGAUCUUGAGCAGCGCCAAGAGGAAGCCAAUUUCGUGGUCAAGAAUGGGAUCUCCAACCAAGAGAGUAUGCUUCCUCAAUCAAUUGGUCUAACCAUGAAAUCCAACAAGCUACCAACAGAACCAUGA
Messenger RNA from Microthlaspi erraticum, 348 nucleotides. The record is from the annotation of a GenBank genome assembly. Lineage: Eukaryota; Viridiplantae; Streptophyta; Magnoliopsida; Brassicales; Brassicaceae.